Molecule: messenger RNA, 2786 nt
Organism: Elaeis guineensis (African oil palm)
Lineage: Eukaryota; Viridiplantae; Streptophyta; Magnoliopsida; Arecales; Arecaceae
Product: putative serine/threonine-protein kinase-like protein CCR3
Biological process (GO): protein phosphorylation
Molecular function (GO): ATP binding; protein kinase activity
Source: RefSeq, a predicted model, not a curated record
UCACCACGACCGUUUACGAGUUUUCCAAAUCACCGCCCAGCGUUCCCUUCGCCUCGUUAAAUUUUAAAAUUUCUCUCUCUGUCUCUCAAAAAUAUUUUGUUCUCAAAGGCUGUCCCUCGGUCUGCCCUCUCCUCUCCCAUGCUUUCCUGAUGAGGGAACGCCGAAGGGAAGGGUUGCGUGGUCUCUUCUCUCGCCUCAUCAGGACCGUCUGAUGAGGCUCCCUAUCGUCACCGCCGCGGCGACGAUAGCUGCAGUUCUGCUCGCUCUUUUCUUCACCCCCGCGGAUGGGCUGGGCUCUGCCGCUACCCUCGCCAUCAGCUCCGGCACCGUCUGCGGCGUCCUCGCCGAUGCCGCACCGCGGAGCAUCCAGUGCGCCCGCGGAACUCGGCAGGUCUUCUCGAUACCGCCGAACGCCUCGUUCGAUUCCGUCUCCGGCGGCCGGGACUUCCUCUGCGGGCUUCGGUCCGGCGGCGACGCCUUCUUCUGCUGGGACGCCAGCAACGCCUCCUCCACCGACCUUACGCCGAAGCGCGUCUACAAAGGGCCCCCCUCGUUGACGAACCUCACCGUCGGUGAGGACCAGGUCGCCGCCAUGAAUGGCACGGCGAUCCAGUGGUGGCGAGGUGACGGCAGCUUCCCCUCCGCCGUCCCCGGGUCCUACCACUCGCUGACCUCGGGGCGCGGCUUCUCCUGCGCCAUUGACGCCAACAACACCGUCCAAUGUUGGGGAAGGCGCCGCGGGCCGAUCCAAAGUUUCUUUUCGAACAUGUCCAUGGCGAGCAUCGUCGCAGGGGACUCACACGUCUGCGGUCUAAACACCACAGGCUUCUUACUCUGCGGGGGAAAUAACAGUUAUGGGCAAUUGGACGCGCCCUCCGGCCCGGCAUUCGAGUUCUCCAUCCUCGCGUUGGGGGCGACCCAGUCGUGCGCGGUUCGGCAAAGCAACGGCAUGGUAGUCUGCUGGGGUGGCGACGGCGGUGGGAGGGGGAGCUACUCCCCGGUAAACAACACCGCGUUCGAGUUCAUUGUGGCCGGGGACAAUCUCACGUGCGGCCUUACCACGUUGAACUUUUCGGUGGUGUGCUGGGGGACGAACCGGAGUAAUCCGGCGGUGACCAUGCUUCCGCUGCCGAGAAUUCUUCCGGGUAUUUGUACUUCUAAUCAGAGUUCCUGCAAAUGUGACAUCUUUCCGGAUUCGGCGAGUCUCUGCUCUGGUUCUGGAGUUAUUUGCAAGGCCUGCCCAUUUCCGUCGCCGCCGCCGCCGCCACCGCCACCGCCCCCACCCCCGCCCCCGCCACCGCAGCCGCCGUCACCUUCGCCAUCGAAAAAGACUAGCAAGCGAUGGCUGGCUUUCGUGAUCGUGGGAUCAGUCGGCAGCUUCGCCGGACUUUGUACAAUAGUCUAUUGGCUAUGGACAUGGGUGUCCCGGAACAAGAAAGUCCACAACUCAGUACAGCCCACCAUCACGACCGCCGGAAAUGGAGGAGCCACUUCGGGUGCCGGAAAUGGAGGGGGCCCUUUCAUCUCCCCUUCGGGGUCCAGAUCCCGAAUAUUCCGUCGGCAGGGUUCGCGGGUCAUGAGGCGGCAGAGGAGCGGUCCGUCAUCGUUCAAGGAUAGGGCGGAGCAGUUCACCUUCGCCGAGCUCGCCGCCGCUACUAAAAGUUUCUCCUUGGAAACCAAAAUCGGCGCCGGGAGCUUCGGGACUGUGUACAAAGGCAAGCUUUCCGACGGGCGCGAGGUGGCGAUCAAAAGAGGCGAGUCCGGUCAGAGAACCAAGAAGUUCCAAGAGAAAGAGAGCGCCUUUCAGUCGGAACUGGCCUUCCUCUCGCGACUCCAUCACAAACACCUGGUGGGCCUUGUGGGAUACUGCGAGGAGGAGGAGGAGAGGCUCCUGGUCUACGAGUACAUGAAGAACGGGGCUCUCUACGACCACCUCCACUCCAAGGAGAGCACCUCCACCGUCCUCAACUCCUGGAAGAUGAGGAUAAAGGUCUUAUUAGACGCGGCGAGGGGCGUCGAAUACCUACACAACUACGCCGUGCCGCCGAUCAUCCACAGAGACAUCAAAUCGUCGAACAUCCUUCUGGAUGGGAACUGGGUGGCGAGGGUGUCGGACUUCGGGCUAUCGCUGAUGGGUCCGGAGUCGAACGGCGGUCACCUAUCGGCGAGGGCGGCGGGGACGGUGGGAUACAUGGACCCCGAGUACUACGGGCUCCACCAGUUGACGGUGAAGAGCGACGUCUACGGGCUUGGGGUGGUGAUGCUGGAGGUGUUGACGGGGAAAAGAGCGAUCUUUAAGGAUGGGGAGGGUGGGGAUCCGAGGAGCGUGGUGGACUACGCGGGGCCGAGGAUCGCAGCCGGGGAGUUGGCGCGGGUGCUGGAUUCACGGGUGUCGCCGCCGGGGGCGAACGAGACGGAGGCGGUGGAGCUGGUGGCGUACACCGCGGUGCACUGCGUGAGCCUCGAGGCGAAGGAUCGGCCCUUCAUGGCCGACGUCGUCGCCAACCUCGAGAGCGCCCUCGCGCUCUGCGAGGACAGCCAUGGCAGCAUCUCCAGCGCCAGCAUCUCCCUCGCCUCCGUCGAUUGAUUCAUUUUUUUUUUCCCCUUAAUUUUUCCUUCAUUCUUCCUCCAUUUUCCCCAAAUAUUUUGAUUUCGAUACCUUGCCGUUGAUGUUUGUAAAUCGAUUUCUUCUGAAAUCCGGCGAUUGAGCUGCCGGCUGCUGAAAUUUUCCCUUUGUUUCCCUUUUUUUCAAAAAUUGAAAAAUCAAUAUAGUUGAUGGUUUUAGG